Messenger RNA from Quercus robur (English oak), 895 nucleotides. RefSeq lists its product as uncharacterized. The coding region runs from base 137 to 601 and encodes 154 amino acids. NCBI's taxonomy places the organism in Eukaryota, Viridiplantae, Streptophyta, Magnoliopsida, Fagales, Fagaceae. The transcript has 7 exons. The record is from RefSeq and is a predicted model, not a curated record.
AGUACUAUAUAUUUGAGACGAAAAGAAAAAGGUUAGAGAAAACCGAGAAGUUAGAACCCGCCUCAGACUGUUAUUGCGUUCUGCGUAGCUCGUUGUCUGUCUGUCCAUGUUCCUCCCUUGUUGAUCACAAUUCAUAAUGCGUUCAAAAGGAAAAUCUUCCAAGUUUACUGCGGCUGCAGCUGUAAUUGUUUCAACGGCUGCGAAGAGGAAACCAGUAGUCUCAUCCGUACAUGAAUGUCAGAUUAGACUUGAUCUCUAUGACGAGUGCAUGAGUAAAGCCCACAGUGAUGUCACCAGUACCUACGACUGUGAUAUCUACCUAAGAGAGAAGGAAGAAUGCCGUGAUUUUAAGAGGGAUCCAAGUAUUCGAAGCAUGACUGAAAUACAUAAGGAGACUGAGGAAUCUCUUCAGAGGGAAGCAACUGCUCAUGGUUUUGCUAGUAUUAAUGCAUACAUAGAGCAUAGAGAUGAACAAGACCCUAAGAUGUGCAGGAUUGCCUAUGAACUAUACAAAGAGUGCCUUACCAAAGGUUAUAAAAUUAAAGGUUAUGACUAUGACCCAUGUGAUUUAUACCGCAACAACUGUCCCCAAUUUAAAUAAGGCUUCUAAUUGUAGCGCCCGUUGUUCCCCACUGCCUCAUGAAUGUCAGUGAUAGACUGAAAUCUAAAUUAUGCCAUUGUUUAGACAUUGUGUAAAGUAAUUAUCCAGUUGGAACAAUGCUUCAUUUUAAGUUAGCGAAGCGCUAUUUCCAAACCUUAAUCAUCUGCAUAGAUUGGAAUAAGGUAAAAAAUUCUAUUUCUAAUUAAUAUAUAGUGACAUGAGAGAAUUUUUUGUUAGCAUACUUCAUAUCUUGUGAAAUGCUUUUAUAUUUAAAAUAUUGUGUCAUUUUUACUA